Ichthyophthirius multifiliis is the source of this 982-nucleotide messenger RNA. Its product is annotated as neurohypophysial n-terminal domain protein. The transcript is spliced from 2 exons. The annotation marks the transcript as partial. NCBI's taxonomy places the organism in Eukaryota, Ciliophora, Oligohymenophorea, Hymenostomatida. The record is from RefSeq and is a predicted model, not a curated record.
AUGUGUUAUGAAUGUACUUAAUAUAAAUUUAUUUAAUAUUAUUUGUAGUAUUAUUUAGAUGGUGUAUAAUAUGGGAAAUGCUUAAAAUAAUGUUAUAUUGGUUAUUUUAAAGUUUUUUUAGACGGAAAAUUUAUAUGUAAAAAAUGCGAAAACGGUUGUUUUGAAUGCGAAAAGUAGGAUAAUUCCAAUUUUUCAUGUUUUUCAUGCAUAUUUGGUUUUUUUCUAUAUAAUUAACAAUGUCUAGAUAAAUGUCCAGAUGGUUUUUUUGCAAACGAGAAUUCUCUAAAAUGCGAAUCAUGUGAAUUUCCAUGUAUUUUAUGUGAAAAAGAAAAAAAUAGAUGUAAUUCAUGUGUAUAAUUAGAUGAAAAAGGGGAAGAAUUAGUUCUUUUUAAAAAUAAAUGUAUAUAUAAAAGUUCUUGUCCACCUUUUUUUUUCAUAGAUUCAAUAAAUAGAUAAUGUUUAAUUUGCGAAGGAAACUGUAUCUAAUGUUAAGAUAAAAGCACUUCAUGUACUCAAUGUAAAAAUGGACUUUUCGCAUAUAAUUUAUAGUGUAUAAAUGAAUGUCCUUUAGGCUUUUUUAAUGAUUUAAAUCAGGGAAAAUGUUCAUAGUGUAGUGAAAUAUGCGUUUCUUGUAAAAAUAAUCCUUUUGAAUGUUUUUAAUGUAAAAAUGGCUUCUUCUUUUACCAAAAUAAAUGUCUAAAAGAAUGUCCGGACAGCUUUUUUGGGAAAAAUUUGAUCUGUGAAAAAUGCGCUGAUAAUUGUUUAAAAUGCACAGGAGAUAAGCCUAAUGAAUGUACAGGAUGUAUUACUGGUUUUUUUCUAAAAGACAAUUAAUGUGUGAUAAAAGAUAUAUGCAUAAAUGAUUGCCAUAUUAGUUGUAAAGAAUGUUUUGGACCAAGAGACAAUUAAUGUUUUCAAUGUAAUAAAAAGUACUAUUUUUAUAAUUAAAAGUGCAAAGAAUGUCCUUUAGGUUGUGAUGAAU